GAGAGAAGAAGCGGGCGAGCAAGAUGGCGGCGGCGGUGGCGUCGGACCCGAGCUGAGUUGCCAGGAGGAUGAGGCAUUCUCUGGAGAAUUCCAUUCUCUCUGAGGACCCUGUCAAGAUGACGGCCCCCAUGAUGCCACAGCAACCCCUCUCUGAGUGGCUGGCCGCCUUCUCUGCUCCGGGGCUGGAGGCGGGACCGCAGGCUGGACAUCCCUCAGCUUCGUUUUAUCCUGAAGGACACCUCGAAUACAUUGAUUCCACGGCUGUUGCAGACUCUCUCCUGGAGCUGGCUCGAUCUGUUACUUUGCCUCUGCCUCAUGUGGGAGCAGCCCAGGGGGUUUCCUUGGAGGCCCAUCAGCCAUCCUCAUCACCUGGGCGGCUCCAGCCAUGCCAGGAGGUCACGCUGGGGCAGCUACAUGUGGCUGUCUGGCCUUCCCCGGAGAAGCAGUCACAGCAGGACAGUGAGCCUGGUACUCUUGAUGUUUCUCAACCUCUGAAGAGAAGGAAGCUCAACUUGCCCGGUGACCUUUCUCCGCUGAGGUCGCCUUUGUCCCAGAGCCCACUCUCUCUUGGGCAAACCUCACUGCCCCUCCCUGGUGCAUCCCUACUCCCAGAACUUUUGACAGUGGACAGCAGUCAGCUUUAUGACCAUGGACUAGAACCUGCCUCAGCCAUGGGCCAGUUGCUCAGUGUGGAUUCUUGGUCUGCUUUCCCCAUGCUUGGCGUUGGCCCGGAGGCCCGAGCCAUUCCCCUCACUCCUGCUUCUCCUGCUCUUUGCGAUGGGCUUCACAUGAGGGCAUUGCCUGGGGAUGGGUUUUUGCUGGGCCUCGAGGGAGGGAGCGAGCACCUGCAGGACGCGUCAGGGUCUGGGAAGAGCCUUCAGGACCCAUCCGCCCUGGUUUCCUCUAGCUUCCCAGAGGACUUUGUAGAUGCCAGCAUUCCUAUCCCCAUCUUGGGCCAAGUGGGUGAUAGGACCUGCUCCUCAGCUCAGUACUGGACUCCAGAGCAGCUGCUCCCCCCAGCAGAGCUGGCUUGUCUCCCCGAGGCAGGCUCCCUGCUCGAGACCGAUUGUGACCCACCGUCGACUCUCCAGCCCCAGGAAGGAGCUUCAUUCUGGAAGAGCUGGGCCCAAAGGAAGAAUGAAAGGAUCCUGAAGAAGGCGGAAAAUGAGCCUCAGGGAGUGGGAAGAAGAAAGCCCACCCUUUUCCAGGAAGACGUCCUCUCCGUGCCAAUAGCAGAGCUGAACCAAGGCCUCUGCCUGAUGACCCAGGAGGCCAGGAGGCAGGACGGCUCCAGCUACGAGGCAGACACGCUCUAUUACUUGUUCCUCUGUAUUCAGAAGCACAUGUUUGACAAUAAUCGGAUUGACAACAUCUUCACGGAUCUUUACUACCUGAAGUUUUUGGAAAGGCUUCACCAAGUGAUGAAAGGCUGGUGUCCUCGAGUCAGCCCCUUGGGGCGAGUGCUGUCCAGCUGCAUCUUGGAGCAGAUGCUUUGGGACUGUCGACAGCUGGGAGCUCAUUCACCAAGUACCCUCCUCUUUACCCUGAUGUACUUCAACACCAAAUACUUCAUCUUAAAGACGGUGGAGCAGCACUCACAGCUGGCCUUCUCCAAAGUGCUCAAGCAAACCCGGAAGAAUGCCGGCGUGGGCAAAGACAAGAGCCCGACAGUGAGAUUCCUUCGGCUUUACGGACAGAUCCUAGGUGGCCUGAAAGAAGAGAUGUAUGGAGAGCAGCUGGAGAACCCCGAGAACCCCUUGCAAUGUCCCAUCAAGCUCUAUGACUUCUACCGCUUUAAAUGCCCGCAGAGCGCCAAAGGGCCCAGUGAUGCCUUCUACUUGGUCCCGGAGCUGGUUGUGGCCCCCAACAGCCCCAUCUGGUACUCGGGCCAGCCCGUGGGCACGGAGCUGAUGGAACAGAUGCUCACGCGAAUCCUCAUGGUCCGAGAGGUUCAGGAGGCACAUGCAGCGCCCCACGUGCCUGCUUCAUGGUGAGGGGCACUGGGACGCACACAUGCCCACCCGCACGCCCUGCCCUCCACGGCUGUCAAGGAAGGUCACUCAUUGAUGCUCAGGAGGUGUGUGGAGCAGCCGUUUCACGCAGGCUGGGCAGGCCCUGAGAACCGCUCUCUUCGCGGUGGUUCCACAGUGUGCUUUUAUUUGCUUAGCUGGAGAAGAACCGUAUUUUGGGAUUUUUUUUUCUGGUUUCUUGUGGCACGGGUGGCACGGGUACCCAAGUGCUUGGGAAUGAAUGGUGGGCCGUGUAUGUGUUUAAUCCGAGUCUAAAUUGUGAUGAGGGAGUUCACAAAGGAAGCUUUGCUUAGUCCUCACCUGGAGGCUGGCUGGGCUCUGGGAAUCCACAGUAUCCUCACUCCCAGGAUGGGACAGUCCUCCCUGCCUUCCUUCCAGGCCCAGUCCAGUCACAGGCCUGGCAGUUGAGGGUGGUAGAGGGUGAGGAGGUCUGCUUGCACUGCUCCUGCCUCUGGUGGCUAGGGCCAAGCCAUGGGUGGGGUUGAUGCCUACACGAGUUUCACUCAGGCCAUGAGCCUGGAUGCUGGUCUUCCCGUAGCGUGUGGCCAGGCUUGUUUACUAAGAGCUGAGAAUGCUGUACAACCUUACCUCAGACAGGCUGUAGGAGGCUGGGCCUGGGGCUGCCCUGGAGCUGGGGUGGCCUUCUCCCAUUGGUCAGCUUCUCUAGGGCCAAUAGUGCAGGGAGAUGGACCUAUUUUUAUAAAUGCCUUUUUGGGAGAGAAAUCACUCUAGGAGUCUGACAACGCCAGGCUCUGCUACUACAAUGAAACACUCUGAUUUGGAAAUAAAGUUUUUCUUUCGAUCAGUC
This is a messenger RNA of Trichosurus vulpecula (common brushtail), 2838 nucleotides long. RefSeq names its product glutamine-rich protein 1-like. The transcript is spliced from 9 exons. Lineage: Eukaryota; Metazoa; Chordata; Mammalia; Diprotodontia; Phalangeridae. The record is from RefSeq and is a predicted model, not a curated record. Bases 69 to 1994 code for a protein of 641 amino acids.